Messenger RNA from Radiomyces spectabilis, 1049 nucleotides. RefSeq lists its product as uncharacterized. The record is from RefSeq and is a predicted model, not a curated record. Gene Ontology annotation, molecular function: DNA-binding transcription factor activity, RNA polymerase II-specific; RNA polymerase II cis-regulatory region sequence-specific DNA binding. The transcript has 4 exons. Gene Ontology annotation, biological process: regulation of transcription by RNA polymerase II. Bases 75 to 968 code for a protein of 297 amino acids. Gene Ontology annotation, cellular component: nucleus. NCBI's taxonomy places the organism in Eukaryota, Fungi, Mucoromycota, Mucoromycetes, Mucorales, Radiomycetaceae.
AUUCUUUUUCUUCUUCUUUCUGUUCUGUUGACUAUUGUCUUGCACACCAGCCCUAUUUUUAUUAUUAUUAUUUUAUGACACCAUCAUCACCACCCAUGGGUUCCUAUCGGCUUUCAAUCAAAGAUGCCACAGGUAGACAGAUGAGUCUACUCAAUGACGAUCACCCAUCAUCACAUCAACCUCGUCCUCUGAAUACCACCUAUUCCAAGCCAAUGGAGUCAACGGCGACAACAACAACCACUCCACAGAACGCAUCGCCACCUGCGCGUCGCAGAUAUCAUUGCAUGGAACCAGGAUGUAAUAAAAGCUUUACAACAAGUGGCCAUCUUGCGCGACACAAUCGCAUUCAUACCGGCGAAAAAAAUUUCCAUUGCAUAUAUCCGGGAUGUCCUUCGCGAUUCUCCCGCCAAGAUAAUAUGAUGCAACAUUAUCGAACCCACAUGUCACCUAAAUCACGACGCCUUCCUUACUAUGCUCAACGUCGACAAGUCAUGUCUCACUAUCAUCCUUAUCAUCAUACGCAAGCCGUGAGCGGUUCUCAUCGAUUACCUUUUGCUAACCACCACGGUUCAGCUCCACUUGCGGUUCUUCCUCCUUACGGCCACGAACGAGCAGCCUCAGCCACUGUUGCCAAACCAAAUUAUGAUCCAUCCGUUAUGCAGCUUUAUUACUCUUCAUCUCCAAUGGUUACACCGUCCCCGAGCGCCAUUGUUGAUCUCUUUCAACCCCUUUCGGCACCACCCCCUGCAUUGCCUAAACCACGUCCAAUGGAGCCUUCUACAGCGACACCCACGUUUCGAUUGCAUCAACGAAGUGCUUCCAUUUCCUCGGCGUGUUCCUCUUCCACUUCAUCGUCUUUUUUAUUUUCGCCACCGCCGAUGCAAUCGCCCAGCCCUUGCCCAAGUAAUGCCAUGAGUUCUCCUUCAGAUCUUUUACAGCUCGCCAAUAUUGUGAGCACCUACGGCUAAAGUCCUUAUUUGGAUCGUGAACCUUGUCUCUUUGACCUUUUUUUUUUUUUUUUUUUUUUUUUUCUUUUUUUUUUUUUUGCU